Linum tenue is the source of this 751-nucleotide messenger RNA. NCBI's taxonomy places the organism in Eukaryota, Viridiplantae, Streptophyta, Magnoliopsida, Malpighiales, Linaceae. The record is from the annotation of a GenBank genome assembly.
AGACAAUAUAAUCAUCUUGCUCGCCCUUCCUCUCCAUCGGAUCGGAGCAAUCAAAAGUUUCGGCGAAAGUCUCCAUGGCCGAUUCAAUCUCCUUUACAGACUCUAUGGCUCGACCCUCAGUAUUUCGUCAAAGUGCUCCGUCCUCAUCCAAUCCACACGAUACUCUGCAUCGCCCCCUACUUUGUGUCGUACCUCUUGAAGCGUCAAAAUCCGAAUCUGAAGUUAGUUGAUUGGAGGAGAAUAAAGACGCUGGAUGUUUCUUGGGUGGCCGAACGCUCCCUUUUCUUGUGGAACAACGACCAAUCGUGAACUUGAUAGUUCACAACCGCCACAUGAUCCUGGCUAACAAGUUCCCAUAAUUGGAAAAGCCAUUGGAAUCAAGGAGUGCUUAACUCUCAACAUCAGGGUAAUGUUCUCGGAGAUGGAAGUACAACUCUUCCAGACGUGCCUUGCCCAGUUCAAGGACAAAGAAGAACAUCUUAGUGUUGCAGCCGAGAAGAGGAAAGAAGCGUGUCAACCAAGAUCACCUGUUAGGUUGUUACCAGUAGUAGGCAUUUGUGGGUGGCACUCUAAGUUUUGUUGUAGGAUAUAAUUAUUGUGGUGCCAUAGAAGCUAGUUGUUCUAUAAUUAACUAAUUAAGUAGAGUAGUUCCUGAUUUCCUCUAGCUGUUAGCCUCUUCUCCAUCUGUGGUUAUGCCUUGCUGCAUUGGAUUCUGUUUGGUGUUUCCUUUUGUAAGCUUAUGAAAAGGGCA